UGUUGCGGUUGUUGCCCGGACUACGCUUCCCGAGGUGCUCCGGACGACUCACCUGAGGGCUGCCGGGCUCGACGCGCGUGGCCUACAGCCGGGUUGACUUUGCGGAGCCAUGGAAAGUGGUUUCGGCUCCGAUUUUGGGGGCUCCAGCGGCGGGAAACUGGACCCGGGGGUUAUCAUGGAGCAGGUGAAGGUCCAGAUUGCUGUGGCUAACGCGCAAGAGCUGUUACAGAGGAUGACUGACAAGUGUUUCCGGAAGUGCAUUGGGAAACCGGGGGGCUCUCUGGACAAUUCUGAACAGAAAUGCAUCGCCAUGUGUAUGGACCGAUAUAUGGACGCCUGGAACACUGUGUCCCGUGCCUAUAACUCAAGACUCCAACGGGAACGAGCCAACAUGUAACGAAGAGGCGUGGGAGCAACCCUGGGGUCCAGCCCAGGCCACCCCUUCCCCUGUGUCCAUCAUAAAUGUUUUUUGUGAGACUGGCGCUAGCUAGCA
This is a messenger RNA of Octodon degus (degu), 493 nucleotides long. It is a transcript of the gene Timm13, whose product is annotated as translocase of inner mitochondrial membrane 13. The record is from RefSeq and is a predicted model, not a curated record. Bases 110 to 397 code for a protein of 95 amino acids. The transcript is spliced from 3 exons. Lineage: Eukaryota; Metazoa; Chordata; Mammalia; Rodentia; Octodontidae.